AUGGACAAAAAUUUUGAGGAACUGUGCUAUUCAUGCCGCACUGGUGAUAUGGACAAUGUCGAUCGAUUGAUUUCUACGGGAGUGAAUGUGAAUAGUGUUGAUAAGUUUGACAACUCGCCACUUUUUUUAGCCAGCCUUUGCGGUCACGAAGGGGUCGUGAAACUUCUACUACAGAGAGGAGCCGUCUGCGAUAGAGACAGAUAUGAAGGAGCUCGAUGUAUCUAUGGAGCAUUGACCGAUGCUAUCAGAGAUACCCUUCUAAGCUAUGAUAUAUCCAAGGCUGUAGACGUUAAGCAACCCUUUGCUACUCAUAUCUCAUCCAUGUAUAAUGACGAAGGCUUUCUCAAGAGAGAUAUUUCAUUUAGGGUUUCAAAUGGACAACUAUUCACAGCACAUAGGUUCCUAUUAUGCGCAAGGAGCAACAUUCUAGCAGAAAAGAUGGUGACUGAGUGGGCGGACCAUGAAAUUGUAUCCAUUGAAGUCCGCCCAGAUAUUUUUGAGUUUUUUCUGAAAUUUCUUUACUUGAUUCCCAUUCUACAUCAAAUUGAACCAGGACAGUACGAGGAGCUUAUAGAACUAUCUAGUAAAUUUAAUAUUGAAUUAUUGCCCGAAUUUUUAGACAAAGCAAGGCAUAUUGCCGAUCCUACAGAGAAGUCUAGGUUAAUGUCAGAUUAUCAAUAUAAGUUUACCGAGGUUGCAAGAAGCCAACUUUUAGUUUUUGUGAACAAUUGUAUUCUCAGAUCUACCGUUGAUCUUGUCGAUAGUGAGCGACGAGCUUUUUCCUUGGUGAACUGUCUCGCUUAUCCAGAUAUCCAACUCGCAGUAAAGAACCGAAAUGGAAGCACUCAAAUAUACCCUUGUCACUUGGCUGUUUUGAACCGUGCAGAAUAUUUUAGGGCGAUGUUCAUAAACGACUUUAAGGAAAAGGUUACAUAUGUAAAAGCUAAACACUUUACAGGGAAGUAUAAUAGCGUCAUUCCAGAACUGACACUCCCCAAUUGUGAGUUUGAAGUUGCCGAAAUUAUUCUCCGCUAUUUAUAUUCUGAUAAUACAGAUAUUCCCUGGAUGUAUGCCGUCGAUGUUUUAUUACUUGCCGAUAUACUUUUAGAGGACCGUUUGAAAACGAUCGCUUCAACUAUUAUAACACAAUCAAAAGAGUUUAUUCAGCAACACAAUGUCUUCGACGUACUCUAUCUAUCAUGGGAAAUAGGAGUGGAACGCCUAGAACAAUUUGCAGCUAAAUUUAUAGCUAUACAUUUGCAAGAGUUAUAUAAUGAUCCAGAGAUUAAAAGGGCAAUUGUGUUGAGUUCACAAAGAAUUUCUCUCCGCCAGGAAACUGAUACUAUUGAGCUAGUGGAUGAUAUUAGGUACUAUUUGCUCCGAAAAUAUUCCUUUGAACCGGAUGAUGUGGAGCUGUUCGAGAACCAAGAUGAUUUAGAAUACUUAAAACAAGUAGGGUAUCUUGAAUACAGAAAAGAUAUGGAAAUGGUAGAUAAUAUUCUAGCCGAUCUGGAACUUGAUGUAUAG
Messenger RNA from Saccharomyces paradoxus, 1527 nucleotides. RefSeq lists its product as uncharacterized. The record is from RefSeq and is a predicted model, not a curated record. Gene Ontology annotation, cellular component: cytoplasm; ubiquitin ligase complex. Gene Ontology annotation, molecular function: protein binding. Lineage: Eukaryota; Fungi; Ascomycota; Saccharomycetes; Saccharomycetales; Saccharomycetaceae. Bases 1 to 1527 code for a protein of 508 amino acids. The transcript has a single exon.